This is a messenger RNA of Ceratosolen solmsi marchali, 3164 nucleotides long. RefSeq names its product guanine nucleotide exchange factor subunit Rich (gene Rich). NCBI's taxonomy places the organism in Eukaryota, Metazoa, Arthropoda, Insecta, Hymenoptera, Agaonidae. Bases 1 to 3111 code for a protein of 1036 amino acids. Gene Ontology annotation, cellular component: cytosol; Ric1-Rgp1 guanyl-nucleotide exchange factor complex; Golgi membrane. The transcript has 13 exons. Gene Ontology annotation, biological process: intracellular protein transport; retrograde transport, endosome to Golgi. The record is from RefSeq and is a predicted model, not a curated record.
AUGGAGCUACAAUGUUUGAAUGAAAUAACCAUAUCUCGAUGGUUCAAACCAGAAGAAUCAUCCACGGUAGAACUACAGAUGGACAGAUUCAAGCACAAUGGAGAUACGUACCCGGAACAUCAAACCCAGCUGACUGCGCAUCCAGAGGAUUUAACACCCAACAACUCAAGGAUCACACUCUAUGGUGGACAGGCCCAACAUGGACACCAACUCCAGACUCUUGGCCAGUGCAACCUAUUGACAGAGAUGACCAAUGCGAUCAAGAAGCUCGCCCAAAUGUUCGUCGCGUGCCUAAAGGGAAAACGCCCCUUAGCAAACCAACUGACACAUACGGAAAUAGAUCUGGCAAGGACACAGUGGAUAAGAUUGACAAAAAACAUAUUCCUUUGUCAGGAAUUACGAGCGAUGCAAACCACAGGAUUACCCUCAUCUCACGCCUUCUUCCGACUCACGGCCUACAUUGAUGCACACGGAAUCAUAAGAUCUCAUAAUGGACAUAUAUAUUUACAAGGAACAAAACAAUGGCUUAUAGUUCCUAUUCCCAAUGCAUACACGAGCUCUAAUUGGCCAAUACGAUUUACUGCUAUCGACGAAGAAGGAGAAAGUAUUGCUGUAGCUGGUAAAACUGGUUUGGCGCAUUAUUCAAUGUUAUCACGAAAGUGGAAACUAUUUGGCAAUGAAUAUCAAGAACGAGAUUUUGUUGUAACAGGUGGACUUUUAUGGUAUCAUGGGUACUUGAUAACUAGUAGUUACUCUAUACCAGAAAAUGAAGACGAAUUAAGAUUAUAUCCAAGAAAUGUCAGAUUAGAUAACAAUUACGUAAAAUCUAUUAAAAUGACUUCACAAAUUCUACUAUUAAACAUUUUUAAAAAUCUUCUUUUAGUGUUUUGUGCUAAUUCUCAAAUCAGAAUAUAUAACAUGAUCUUAAGUGAAGAAACUGAAUAUAAUUGGAUUGAAUUAGUAAUGAUACAAACUAUAGAUAUAAGUAAUCUUUGUGCUCAUCCUGCAUGUGUUGUUAACGCGAGUCUUACAUUAAUACGAACUGAAAUUUCAAAAACGAACACAUACCCAGAAACACUUCUUCUCAAUAUUUCUGGAAAACUUCUUAUGAUACAACGAGACCAUUGGUUGGAAAGUACAGAUAUAUUAUUUACCUGUGCAUCACCAACUAUUUUGGCAUCUAGUGUAGAAAAUUUAUGGGUUUCUACAGAAUCUAUAAAAAAUAAACCACAUUUAAUGGAAACAGUUUGGCUGUUUUGCGGAACUUAUGGAAUGAGAGUUUGGUUGCCAUUAUUUCCAAAAACUCAUCAAGAUAAAAUUCACACUUUCAUGAGCAAAAGAAUUAUGUUACCUUUUCAAUUAAAAAUUUAUCCUUUAACCAUUUUAUUUGAUGAUGCAAUUUUACUUGGUGCAGAAAAUGAUACAGUUCUUUAUACAUCUGAUACUAGUUCACCAAUUCUGUUACCUUUUAGUAUAUUGGAAUUAACGUCUCAAGUAUAUCUACAUCAAAUAAUUAGACAAUUAAUUCAUCGAAAUUUAGGAUAUCAUGCAUGGGAAAUUGCUAGAUCAUGUUCAUCUCUUCCAUAUUUUUCUCAUUCACUAGAACUACUUUUACAUGAAGUAUUAGAAGAAGAAGCAACGAGCAAAGAGCCAAUUCCAGAUGCUUUACUUCCAUCAGUUAUAGAAUUUAUUAAAGAAUUUCCUGGUUAUUGGGCACAAGCUGUUGUUCAAUGCGCUAGAAAAACAGAAAUUGCUUUAUGGCCUUACCUUUUUUCGGUAGUGGGACCACCGAAAAAAUUAUUACAAACCAGUCUAAAUAAUCAAGAACUAGAUACGGCAGCCAGUUAUCUUUUAAUUUUACAAAAUCUAGAAGCUUCUUCGAUAAGUAAACAAUAUGCAACAUUACUACUUGAUGCUGCACUUGAACAAGGGCGGUGGGAUUUAUCAAAAGAUCUUGUUCGUUUUCUUAGAGCUAUUGAUCCUAAUGAUGUUGAUUCACUAAAAACUUCUACAACAGUAAUAUCUAAGAAAUCUCAGAAUUCAACGUUUUCUUCUCAAGAAGAUGAUUUAACAUUAGUACUAGGUACUAUGCAAGUGUCAAGAAAUAGAAGUUAUAGUACAACCGCUACUCCGAAAUUAAAUUCAGAUUCAUUUAAUAAAGAUACAUUAAUAUCAUCUUUAGUGGUUGAUAAAAAUAAAAAUAUAUAUUUCAAUCGUAAAAAAUCUGUACCGAUGAUAUGUAAAAAUGACAAAAGUGGAAAUAGUAAUUCAUCAGCAGAAGAUUUUUUUAUAGAUGUGAUUUUACAACGUCAUGCGCGAAAAUUACUAACAUCCCAACGAUUGCUUGAUUUAGGAUGUUUUGCUGCACAGUUGGAUUUUGAAUUGGUAAUUUGGAUGAUAAGAGAAAGAGAAAGAGCAGGAAAAGUAGAUAAUUAUAUUACAGCACUUAAAGCAGUACAUGACCAAUUUGGUUACCCAUACCCAUUACUUACAUUACAUGAUUUUAUCAAAUUAAAAACUUCAGCAAAAAAUAUACAGCAACAAGUUGAUUUAAUAAUUCAUGAUGAUUUUCAAAAAAAUAUAAAUGAUGAAGUGUGUGAUAUAGAACAUAUCGAUAGUAAAUACCAAAGUUUUCCAAUUGAUAAAGAUAUUUAUACUUACUCUACUUCAAAUAUGAAUAAUAUAAAUAUACCCUAUUCACAAUCAUUAAUUUUUGAAAACAAUAAAACUCGUAGUGCAAAUGAUUCUAGUAGUAUUAUAUGUGAUUUUAAUACAUUAAUAUGGGAAGAUGAUACUUUGACAACUAUGGAAAAUCAUAUUGCUAGAACUUGUGCUUCAUCUAACUCUAUUCAAACAACUGAUGUCUCUUCAUAUUUUUUUAAUGAAUAUGGUUCGCGUGCCGAAGUGCAAUUACGAUAUCUAUUACAAGUAUUCUUAGAGGCAGGUUGUUUAGGAUGGGCAGUAAUAAUAGCUAUUGUCUUAAGAGAUAUAGCUGCUGUAAAUAGAGCAAUUCGAGCUGCAUCUGUUUCGACGCAAACUACUGAAUCAAUAAUAAAUUUAAAAGAAGGACUUACACAAUUAAUUAAUUGGUCUUAUUCAGAAUGGAUAUAAUCAACUCCUAUCAACUAUACAACCGCUAAUAAUAUCACUGGAACAAUUAAUAA